GAUGGAAGAAGGUGAGAGUAGUACAGAAGAGGAAGUUGGGUAUACCAACGCGCGAAAAGAAGAAGCUGUGGGUACUAUGUAUUGAACUAUCGAGGAAAAUGGACCAAUCAGGAGAAUUGAAAACUAAGGUAAGCGACGAAGUUGGUUGCAUGCCGCCAACCGACGUUUCGAAUUUAACGGUUAUGAGUAAUAAAGAGAAUAGCACAGCGACACAAAGAGUAAGCAAAGUAAAGAUUAUAGAAGAAGUAAAAUUAAAAGGUAAAUUUAAAGUUAAAAAAGUCCAGACAACCAUAAAAGGACUAGAUUUGGACGAACGAAAGAGACCUAUAAACGAAAAAGAAUUAAAAGAACAUAGUCUAACAAAAGUUGAGGUAAGCAAUUUUCAUUUUUAUUCAAAAGCCCGUGAAGAUCCUAAGGGCAAACUUUAUAACACUGAACUAGUAAGCGGAGAAUAUACCGUCUGUAUUAAUCUGAAAAAAGACAGCCUUUCCACAAAAAGGAAAUUUAACCUAAUCAAGAUCUACAAUACUUUGAAUUACAUAGGUGUAAGGGUCACCGAAAUAAGAAUGGUGGCCAAAGCGCAGUCCACCUUUAGGGACAGGUGGGACGCCAACAAGGUCAUUGGUUACGGUAGCAAAAAGGAAGCGAGAAUUGAUGCUUAUGUACCCCGAAGAAAGAGAACGCGUAGAGGUGUAAUUAAAGAGUGGAAAGGAUCGAUUGAUGAAUUGAAAGUUUGUCUAAUGGCAGGACAAGGGAUUACCAAAUGACUCGCUUAAAAAGGCGAAGGUUAAAGGAUGAUAAGGCAACAUGGGAGGAGAGUGCUGUGUUGGUUACAUUUGCAGGUGAUUCCUUGCCAACAAAAUUGUACAUUGGUCAGGGUCAUGUGUCGUUGAGGGUUGAAUCGUCCGCCUAACAACAACGUGACGAACGACGGCUGGAGCGUGCUAGUAGACCUGGAAAGAAAUAGGAUUUCGUUACUCAUGGGAGAUUUCAAUGCGAGGAGCGAAGUAUGGAACUGUCCGGAUACGGACGGAGCCGGCCUGAAGCUUAUGGAACUUUUAGACGAAUAGGAUCUGUUUGUCGUUAACGACGGUACAACGUCGCGUCCUGCCUCAGGUGCGUACAGAUCUUCAAAUAUUGACCUAAUAAUCACGAAUUUUGAGGUUCUACAACCAACGAGAGUAAAUGAGUCGAGCGUCACGCCUGGCUCGGAUCACCAAAUUCUGAAUGUAAGCCUAGAGACGACCCUGCACGCUGCUCCGGAGGUGAAAAAAUUCUCCACGAGAACGCUGAAAUGCGACAAGGUUGACUGGAAAAAAUGCAGCGAUCAAAUAGCGAGAGAAACUGCUCUAAUCACUAACAGAGUACUAACAGUGGACGAAUGCGAGGUAACGGUCAGAAAUACUUUAGUAAAGUCAAUUUUAGAACAUGGAGGCAGAGAUAGAAGACAGAAUAGUACUGACGCACCGGGGAUGAGGACGAAUCGCGCCAGGAACAAUAAAGUGUGCUUUGGCUAAGGUCGACAAAAAAAAUGCGCUCCGCUAUUUUGUAAAUACACCUAAUGCGGAUAACUGGAACAAUUAUAAAUGCGCAUUGAAUAAGAUGAAGGCUCUUGCGCGAAAGAAGAAGCAAAAAUCCUGGGUGGAAAUUGUUGUUAGUGGUGGAAAUAAGUUAUAGAGUUAACAGUGCAGUGUGAUGCAUUGUUUGUAAAGGGAGUAAUACGAAUGAAUACUAUUUGAGAGUGAAAAGUACUGCGAAUGGAAAAGAAAUAUUGUUAACGGUAUCGUAUGAUAUUUGUAUGCUGGUAUACCUCAAAUUGAAUCGAAUGACGAAGUACAAAACGGCGCUAGGGGAUUGGCAGGCUUGCCAACCACUGAAGCGCGUGGUCGAUAGUGUUCAUUGGGUAGGAAGGGGCGGAAAGUCCCUAAAGAACGCCACCCUUCAGAGAUAAGGGAUGCGUUUUGGUUUGGCUUACAUACUAAAUCCCGACAGUACUUUAUUGAAAAUGAAACCGCACUCGUAGCACGAAAGCUUUUUAAUUUUGACCAAACUCAAUUAGCAAUAAUAUUUGAAGGAACAUAUAUCAGACACGAAAAAAGCAGAAACAAUGAAUAUCAAAGAAAAUCGUACUUCAGGCAAAAAAAGGUACCAUUAUGUAAGCCAUUUACUAUUUGCACUACAAACGGCUACAUAUUAGAUAUCGCAGGGCCUUUUAACGCCACCGUAAAUUAUGACACAAUUAUUAAAAUAUUAAUAGAAGAUCUGACAGGAAUAAAAUUAAUAUUAAGACCGGGUGAUUUUUGUAUUGUUAAUCGCGGUUUUCGGGAUGCCCUACAACAUCUAGAAGAUGAAGGGUAUAAUGUUUUAAUGCCAGCAUUUGAAGGGAAUCGGGCCCAAUUAACUUCAGAAGAAGCAAAUUCAUCGCGAUUUGUAACAAAAGUACGUUGGGUAGUCGAAGCCGUUCAGCCGUUUGAUAAUAAAAUGUUACCAUCUAUAAGGUCCGUGUGCUGAAUAGCGGGAUUUUUGCAUAAUACUUUCGGGAAAC
Messenger RNA from Osmia bicornis bicornis, 2545 nucleotides. RefSeq lists its product as uncharacterized. The record is from RefSeq and is a predicted model, not a curated record. NCBI's taxonomy places the organism in Eukaryota, Metazoa, Arthropoda, Insecta, Hymenoptera, Megachilidae. The transcript is spliced from 2 exons. Bases 99 to 767 code for a protein of 222 amino acids.